AAUAAAUUGUAUUUUAGUUUAGGUUAAUAAAAACAUUACAUUGUGGGUUUUAUAUUACAUUAUCUAGUAGUCCCAUUCGUUUCUCAACGUUGCGUUGAAAUGGAUCUCGAAGAGCGACAGUUGGCUACACUUGAGGAACAACUUUACUCUUCUAUUCAUCAUGGUUCUUAUGAAGAUCCAAGUUUAGUGCCGAGUACUGCAUCGAUUCCUGUACCAUUUCCACGCGUCGUUUCUCGAACAUUUGUAGUUAAUAAUGGGCAAACAAACCUAGCGUUGAAUAAGAAGCGAUACUGGACUACUUCUACCAGUGUAUCGAAAGAUCAAUUGCAGCCACCAAGUAUACCAAAACCAUACCACAAUAACAAACCAACCAUGGAUACAAAACAGCCUACAGAUUUGGUAGCUGCUCAGCGAACCAGCAACGAACCUAAGAUGUUUCUAGCGCCGUAUCAAUCAUUACUCAACCACACAUCGAAUCCAUGUAUUAACGAAACUGAUUCAUCUCAUGUUGAAACAGUAACUGAUAAUGCAAACACCUCGGAACAGCAGGUGAUACAAAAGUUUUCUCGUAAAACAUCAGGAUUAGACUUGAAAAAGAAAAAACAAAGUUCGCAUCCUGUCCAGGCAGUGAACAAAAAAUUAUCCAGCUUAAUGAAGCUAGUUAACAAAGAUAGGAAAGAAAAUGCCAUGCAAAUCAUGGGCUCAAAAAAAGCAAAAGCUAACCAAGUGCGAGCACGUAAACGACAGCAACAUAUCGUUGCACAAAUCACGCUGGAUUCAUCGGAUGACGAAUGCCGCUCGCGAACAGUGCAUCAAGCUUCAACCGAUGUUCCGCUUUCGUCCGAUGGCGAAACGGACGAGGUUGAAAUAAUACCUGCACCGCCCCCACUUCAAAUCUGCAUCGACUGUAGUGAUGAAGAGGCGGCUCGUGAUAGUUUUGCGCUUCCGAAGGCAAAUAAGAAAAGGAAAAACAAGAAACUCCCUACCUCCGUUUCGCCACGCUGCCUUAGUCCCUCCAACAGUUCGAUCUUGUCGGAUGAUUUCAUCGGGCAGCACGAUCGUUGUCGGUUGAAUGAAAGCUUUACCGAAAGCAUACCAAACGAUGAUGAGCUUGAAUGUUCGAUGAAAGGAAUUCAUCAUUCUGUUUCAGGGAAGCCGAACAAAGAAACUUGCCCGAUGCGACGUGAACGCGCUCCCUCUAUUUCUUCGGAAGAUACGAUUUGUACAAGUGGCUCCACUGAUCAAGAAAAGCGAACUCACGAGUGUGGUAAAGAAAUUUCGUCCCUUACAAGGCCUGCUUUAGUUGGAGAGGCAGACGCCAUUGGUAUCACUAAGAGCAAAAAAAAUGACAACGCAUCUAAAAAAACUCCCGCAAAGGCAAAAGUGGCAAAAGCAUCUCAAGAGGCAGUCUCUACCCCAGUAACCGGUGUUGGGAGUGAGAGUAUUGCGAAACGACUGUCCGGAAAAUCGAAAACUAGAUGCAAAUCGCCUGUAAGUUUAGCGUUGGAACUGACCUGCAAGCAGUUUCAAUCUAAAAAUUCUCGCACAGGAUCCGCUAAAAAGAAAACUAAAGCAAAGAACAGCGAUACCGUCACAUCUAGCUCAACAUUGUCAGAGCAUUGUAUUAAUCUUCUGGUAACUGAUUCCAAAGCUAGAUCCCCUAAAAGACAUCAUCUGUCAUUUGUAGAAGACAAUGUAUCUUCUGAGAGUGAUUAUGACAUUUCUUUACUACCAGGUAAAGCGGCUUCUUCUACAAAUUUAACAGAACAUUCAUCCAAACAACUAACAACAUCGUUGUUAGAUGAAAUGGUUGAUAUUUCAUCUGAAAGCGAUUACAACGAGUGUUUCAACAAAAAGAGCAAACCUAAUGAAAAACAGCCAUCGGCAAAGAAUCCAAAAAAAAGGGCUGAUCUUAAAAGAAAGAAAUACAACUCGGAAACUUUUUCCGACGAAGAUUUUGCUUGCCUGCUGACGGACAUUGUCCGGGCCGUAUCGGAUUCCGAAGAUGACGACGAUGAUAUGGAGCUAGGAGAACAGCAGCCUGAUAUGGGAUUAUCAGUAACUAAUGAAGCAACCCUUGCUCUCCAACAAAAACCUGUUCGCAAGAAAACGAAAAAAACCAAGAAAGUGCCAUUAGAAGUUGAUUCUAUGAUGGCGGAUAGUGAAGCAGCAACUCAUAAGAAAGCUACCCGUUCCGAAAAACGACAAUCAGUUACGCCUGUGGAAUCUGUGAAGAAAAAGAAAAAACUAAAAGAUGGAAGAUUGGGGGCUGCUACUUCGCUCCCGUCAAGCGCGGACAGUGUUAAGGAUAAAGAGCAAAAUGAAUGUCAGUCUUUGCCACAAGCGCAACAGAAAAAACAGAACUCAACCCAGGAGCGGACUACUUCCAUCUGCGAAGUCAUCAGUGAAUCGGAUGAUGACAUUGUUCAAAUCAUCGAUGCGAACCACUUGAAUACUUCAAUAGAUUCCAGCAACCAUCACAAAAAAACACAAGCCACAGAUCACGCGUUCGCGUGGAAUGAAGAAAUGACACUGUUCUACAAUGAACCAUGGAUGGAAGGAAAUUUCACAUUAGACUCCGUCUUGGAAAGCAUGCCACGCGAUCCCAAUCUUUGGUUUAUAGUGCAAAAGGAUCGGUACCCUGACCCACCCAGGAAGGAGUCCACUUGCACCAAUUGUGGUGAUCGUGGUCACAUCAAAUAUAGAUGUCGCAAUAGACCCAAACCUUCCAUUUGCUACAUGUGUGGCGACGUCGGCCACCUGGAACCGCGCUGCCCAAAAACCAUAUGCUUGAUGUGUGGUGCCAAAACGCGGCACUUUGUUCGAGGAUGUAAGGCGUGUUCUCGUGAAGUUGACAUCACUUGCUAUACAUGUGGUGUACGCGGCCAUUCUCAACGAAACUGUCCGGAUCUUUGGCGCCGAUAUCAUAGUACGACUGAGGACAAUGUUCCACUGAACGAAAAGUUUGAAAUCAAUCAUGCGGUAAAAGGAUGCUGUAUAUGCUCAAAACUUGGCCACGAAGCUCAUAAAUGUAAUGCGGCGCUGCGUAUUUUUGGACAUGCGAUUCCCAACAUGAACGUCAAAUCUUACAUGCCAUCCUAUCGUGGAGAAUACAACCGAUACCAAAAGCACCAGUUGGAUGAGCAACAAAAACGGAUUGCAUCGGAUCCAACAACUCGGUAUAAUUUGUUCAGUUACAAUGCAAAGAACAGCGAGCUGAAUUUGGAAGAACUACUGCAAAACGAGGAUGGAUUCUACUAUCGCUUUUGCAAAGCAACGGGGUUGCUUGAGAAGCGUGUGCAACUGCAGCAAAGCGAGAUGGAUGAUAGAAUUCAGCUUGAAGAACAGCUUACUGAAGCAGAAUUAUCAUUCGAAAAUAAGGUAGACCCCGAACCCGUAGACAUCAAUGCAGCUGAAGAAAGAAGCCUGCCUGUUGGACAGCCAUUGGAACAAACAUCGAACAAUGUUCAACAGAGUAACGAUGAAAACCUCAUUAAGCAGCCCUGCAAUGUGUCAGUGGUGGAAGAAAACUCCAACUAUAGCUUUUCCGAGUUCCUCACAGAGGAAACGGAUGUGGAUGGUGUCCAUAGUGGUGGUAAUGAGAAAAAUGAAACAGAACUUUCCGCACCUGUUGCAGAAGAUGAAUGUGCUCCCGUUGCAGAUAAAGAGCUUGCGCCAGUUGCAGAAGACAUUGCACAGGAUACCCAUGUAGCGGCCAGUUUCAUUCCUCUUGAUAACAACACAAAUGCGCCGCAAGGCGUAAUAGUGAGCAAACCGGAUGAUCCUGCAAUAUCAAAAGUGUGCGAUGCGAGAAUUUUCCUUACAAAAGCACAUGCUCAGGUGUUGCUCUCUCCCAAAGGCGCUGAAUAUAUGAACGAAGCCUGUAAGAAAUUUGCUGUUAAAGUGCAUAUUACUUUCGAAUCCAUCGGUAAUAUUGUGCUCGUCUCCGGUAUACCAGAAGAUCAAAAUCGUUUCCACACGGAUCUGAUAAGCUACCUAACAGGCACAGAUAAAUCAGCUACUGACAAGAAGGAAAUUAAGAUGAACCUCAAUCAUAUGCCUCGUUUAUGCUACAAAAUGGAACACUUCAUUAGGAAUCAUAUGAAGCCGUUGUCUUCGAAUCUUGAUGUGCACUUGUUGUUAAAACAAUACGAAGAAACAAGUAAUGACCUAAGUGAUAAAAUACGUAAAACCCGGCGACGGAAACUAAAUAUAGCUUUGUUCGGACAGUACGGCAUGCGAGAAGGAAGGAAGCAUAUGAAUUUUCUAAGGGCGCAAUUGAAGUGGUGCUCACAAGCAGACUCAAUGACCGUCCUCAGUGCCAGUCAUCGGAAUGAAAUCGCCGAAGCAAUUCAGUAUAUAUUCUCAUCAAUGGAUCACUCAGAUUACACGCAGAUCGUGAAAGAAUACGAAGAGCUAAGUAAAUCCAAAAAAUUACAAGCAUUCACAUGGAAGGGUUUCGAAAUGCCAGCGCAUCUGUUGGGAAAAAAAACGAACACAUUUGGAGGAACGAGACGGUUUGAUAAGCAAGGUAAUAAUUUCUCGAGUUCCAACAAUGCGAAUUGUCCCCCGAACGGUCUGAUACUGAACACGUGUGACCAGCUGAUUGAUCCAGUUCGCCUGAGCUUGCUCGACGGAAUGACGCAGUUUGGCCAAGCGAGUGUCUACAAUCCGUUUCCGUAUGAAACAGAGCAUCAUCCUCAUCAUCAUCAGAGAAAUGGCAAUUUUCCCUCGUAUGAAACAGAACAGCGGUACACGAACUACGAUCAGGGCGUAUGGAGAAACAAUCGCACGCCGAAGAGGAAUCAAUACCGUUGGUACAGAAACUCAAACUCGAACGAAAACAAGACAGACUCUGUUGAUUUAUCACGUCUGGCUGACAGGGCUCAUAAUCUUCGGCUGAAGGAGAUGGAUUUUUUGGAAGGUUUGGAACGUUUUUUGCAGUAGUAGGUUUUGUAUCGAUAUAGGCAUUGUCGUAUCGCAAUUGUUGUACAAAUGUAAAAUAAAGAAUCGUUGU
Anopheles nili is the source of this 5017-nucleotide messenger RNA. RefSeq lists its product as uncharacterized. The transcript is spliced from 6 exons. Gene Ontology annotation, molecular function: nucleic acid binding; zinc ion binding. Bases 100 to 4947 code for a protein of 1615 amino acids. Lineage: Eukaryota; Metazoa; Arthropoda; Insecta; Diptera; Culicidae. The record is from RefSeq and is a predicted model, not a curated record.